UAGAUGGUGCAAGUUUUUAAUUUGACCAAGCAUUUGUGCAGCUCAUGCAUAUUGAGUUUGGAUGCUUUCACAAGCCGCGCACAUACACACAUACACACGCACAUACACACACACACACACACACACACACAUGCAUGUAAUUUACAAGGAGGGUGAGCAAGCAAGGGUGGAAAGAGCGUGUUGAACCUGCUUGGAAAAAAAGUACCAGCGGUUCUCUGCUGGAGAAAGGAGAGAGAGAGAGAGAGAAAUAGAGAAAUAGAUAUAGAGAGGCCUCAGUAAAGUGAAUGUCCCUGCUCAAGGAGCGGACCUGCUGGCGUUGUUGAGGGGAGAGGGUAGCAUGUCUCGGUAUAACGCGUGCAUCUUGCUGGACUGGGCUUACGGAGGUGUAGAUUCCCGGCUAGCAGGGAAUGGAGGGGCCGAGUGCGUGGCGUUCCUGCCCCAGAGCCAGCGCUGGCUGGAAAGCCUGGUGUUUGUGACCCUCUCCCUGCUGGAGAUGGCCCUGGCCAUCGGCAAGAUCAGGCGGCAGGGGCUCAGCGUGGACCUCCACAAACAAGACGAGAGCCUGGGCAAGAACCUUCUCCUUGUGGCCCUGUGCCUGACCUUUGGGGUUGAAGUUGGCUUCAAGUUCGCCACCAAGACUUUGAUCUUCCUGCUGAACCCGUGUCACGUCGUCACCAUGCUACAGAUCUUUCUCCUUGCAUGUCCUCCCUGUAGAAUUGCUCUAAUUAUUUUCAGGUUACAGAUGCAUAUGCUAAAUGGAGCAUUGCUGGCGUUGCUCUUCCCUGUCGUUAAUACCAGGCUGUUGCCGUUUGAGUUGGAGAUCUAUUACAUCCAGCACGUCACACUUUAUAUCGUUCCUGUUUAUCUGCUCCAGAAAGGGGGCAUGUACCAGCCUGAACCGCUGGGCGAUUUCUGGUGGGCUCUGCUUGCUACCGGACUCCUGUUCUUCUACCAUUUUGCCUUUUUGCAGAUCCUCGGAUUGGUCACGGAAGUCAACCUGAACAACAUGCUUUGCCCUGCGGUAUCGGACCCCUUCCACAGCUCCUGGUAUCGGAUCUGGGCAUCGGGACAUCAAACCCUGAUGACGGUGACACACGGGAAGCUGGUCACGUCCUUGUUUUACGCCGCCACCCCAGCCCGCAAGUAUCUGGUGGACGUGAUCAAACUGCCCCUCAAGAAAUUCGUUUGAGAACCAUCGCGGUAAAACUUUCCCGACAAUGCUUGCGGCGCUGAGGCGAAGGGCCAGCGACGGAGAUUGAGAGAAGUUUCAGAAAGGUGGAUUCGGAAGAAAAUCACUUUGGCUGCAGCCAUGGAGUUGCCUUAAGGAAUAUUUAUCUGAAAUUAUUUUGUACUUUUUUUUCUCCACGAUCUAAUGAAAAUGACUCUGCAUCAAGGUUUAAGAUUUCAGAUUUUGUGACAAAAAAGGGAGAUUAUUGUCAUACAAAAUGAUUUUGCAGUGAGAUACAGGAGCAUGUUGUGUCAAAUACAUUUCACAUUUCUGCU
This is a messenger RNA of Amblyraja radiata (thorny skate), 1503 nucleotides long. It is a transcript of the gene tmem164, whose product is annotated as transmembrane protein 164. The record is from RefSeq and is a predicted model, not a curated record. Lineage: Eukaryota; Metazoa; Chordata; Chondrichthyes; Rajiformes; Rajidae. The transcript has 6 exons. The coding region runs from base 338 to 1189 and encodes 283 amino acids.